GACGACGCGGCCGGCGGCGGCGCGUGCGCACCCGCUAUAUAAGCCACCGUGCCGCCGCUCAGCACUCAUUCACAAAUAGCAAGUUAUAGAUGACAAGACGAUAUUAGUUUGUGGCAAUGUUCUACGCUCUCAUGCAUCAUUCUAAGAUCGUGAAUAAUAAACUGAAAUACGAACAACUGUGGCAUAGUGACAAUUGGUGUGACAGUCAUUCCCCGCGAUUCGAGCAUCAACAGAGAUAACCCAGAGUACAUCAGAUCGAGUGAAGUGAUUAAAAGAGUAAGAAGCGGUCGAUUAAUCAAUCGAGUCUAGAUCACCUAAGGAGACAAACGUGUCUGAUCGACGAGACGAGUCAAGAAGAAUUUGUUAAAAAUUUCGAAAUCUAUCAAAAUGGCAGCAGUACAGACCCCUACUGAGAUGAGCCUCUCAGCAUCUCUACCAGUGCAGCAGGAGCAAUCAGAAAUUGAUCUGAUGGCGCUGACGAUGGCAGCUCUACGCUUCGUGAACCCUUGGUCGGUGGAGACCAAACAAAGCAAAUGGCAAGAUCAGAUAGUCCCGGGAGCACCAGAGGCUAAAGAUCGCACGAUCACCCUGGCAGAAGUCAGGCUACAUGACUCACCGCAAGAUUGCUGGGUGGUCAUCUACGAUCGAGUGUACGACAUCACCAACUUCUUUGAUGAGCACCCUGGUGGAGCAGACAUCAUGUUUGAGUACGCGGGCCACGACGCAAGCACUGCCUUCCGUAGCUCGGGACACUCGCGCAUGGCCAUCAAAGCUUUAGAACGGUUCCUUGUCGGAGAACUGCCCAUGCAGGAGCGCAUGUACCGACGACCGGGCGGAAUCCGUCUCAGUGACAUUCCAGAAUGAAACAGCCCAGUACUUUAGAUAAGUGUGCGGCUAAAUUAAUUAAGAUUUAAAUGCAAUUCGCCCAAGGAGCUUUUUUCAUCGUCCAGUUUCUGAUGUUGGAGAUGAAUUGGAAAGCGGGUAAAGAUACGUAGACGUAAAAAUGUUCUAAUUUCUUAUCCAAUUUCUAUUUAUUAGCUAUCAAGGCAAAGUGUGUACGUGUUUUGUAAUUAAUAAGUUUUUGUUAAGUUUUAUGAACGCAGCUUUAUUUUAGAAUAAGUUAGAUUUGCUAGAAGCCUGUUAUCACAUCAAAGUUUCUUAAACCGAGAUAGUAAGGGCAAGCCGAGUAGGUACGUGCAUGUGUGAUAAGUUGAUAUAAUUUAUUUCGCUAACCAUGACUUGCUUAUCCAAGAAUUUGUACUUUAUAAUAAUUAUUGUUACUGUUAACCUCGGUCAGUGAUGUCAGCUUUGAUAAGCGCCGUCUCGUGAAAACGAACAUGGCCGUAUAGGUACCAAGUUAUACUUUCCUCUGUUCAUCAAGAAGCGAAUGUAUGUAAUAUUUCAAGAUAUUUGUAU
Spodoptera littoralis (African cotton leafworm) is the source of this 1416-nucleotide messenger RNA. NCBI's taxonomy places the organism in Eukaryota, Metazoa, Arthropoda, Insecta, Lepidoptera, Noctuidae. The record is from the annotation of a GenBank genome assembly.